Molecule: messenger RNA, 459 nt
Organism: Pieris macdunnoughi
Lineage: Eukaryota; Metazoa; Arthropoda; Insecta; Lepidoptera; Pieridae
Source: the annotation of a GenBank genome assembly
AUGAAUUCCAAAAUUGUUUUGUCUUUCUUCGCUUUAAUGCUUGUUCAGGCAAUCUCUGGACAGUGCCUCAACAACCCAGCUUGGGCUCAACCAGCUUAUGGACAAGCUUGGGGACCUAUGGCUGCCCCAUGGAUCUCAGAAUCAUACAGCCCAGCCAUGCUUUCCGCAUCUAACGGCUGUGGUCUUUCCGUGUCCAGCUCUUCUCCCAUCGCCCCAGUUGGAGUUUCCAUGGCUUCAGAAAACGCUAUUGAAGGACCUUUAGCUGUUGCUGGUCAAAUACCGUUCUUGGGAGCUGUCCAGGUUGAUGGAGCCCUCCCAACUGCUGGAGCUGGUGCUAUCUCUUACGGCUCUGGUAAUGGCCAGGUUGCGAUAUUAGCUGAGGAUAUGGCAGGAAGUUAUGGAGCAGUUGCUCAAGGAUUUGCUGGUCCAUACAGAGGUCAAUGUGGAGCAUACUAUUAA